This is a messenger RNA of Orycteropus afer afer, 699 nucleotides long. It is a transcript of the gene TMEM186, whose product is annotated as transmembrane protein 186. The coding region runs from base 1 to 699 and encodes 232 amino acids. Gene Ontology annotation, cellular component: mitochondrion. The transcript has 2 exons. Lineage: Eukaryota; Metazoa; Chordata; Mammalia; Tubulidentata; Orycteropodidae. The record is from RefSeq and is a predicted model, not a curated record.
AUGCGUUCUUGGACGUUCCGGAGGCAGGUGGGAUCCACUUCCGGCAGCGGGCUGUGGGGCAUGGCUGCCCUUCUCCGAGCUGUGCCUCGGUGGCAGGGCCCGGCCACCUGGGGGAGGCCACUCCAUGGGCUGUGGUGCUGCAAUGAGCUGCGUCCCAGGAGGUGUGUGGGAAGCAGGCCGCCCACCUCGAAGGAGCCUCCAGCAGGCACAGAGACUGAGAAGUUCCAUAUGGUGUACCGGUUUGACGCCAUCAGGGCCUUUGGGUACCUGUCUCGGCUGAAGGUGGCGCAGACGGCUAUGACGGUGGUGGCCCUGCCGCCGGGCUUCUACUGGUACUCCCAGGGUCUCAUGAGCCUGGACUCCCUGUGCCUCGUGGGCGGGAUAGCUGGCUUCGCCCUGGCCAUGCUGUGCUGGAUGAGCCAUUUCUUCCGGAAGCUGGUGGGCAUCCUAUACGUGAAUGAGGCGGGCACCCUGCUGCGGGUGGCCCACCUUACCUUCUGGGGCUGGCGGCAGGAUACCUACUGCCCUGUGGCCGAUGUGAUCCCCUUCACGGAAACCAGGGACCGGCCCCAGGAGGUGUUCAUCCGUAUCCAGCAGUACAGCGGGAAACAGACCUUCUAUCUCACUCUGCGCUACGGACGAAUCCUGGACAGAGAACGUUUCACGCAGCUGUUUGGGACACUGGACACGCCCAAGUGA